AUGAGGACCAGCGACAGAGGCAGACCAGCGACAGAGGCAGACCAGCAGCAGAGGCAGACCAGCAGCAGAGGCAGACCAGCAGCAGAGGCAGACCAGCGACAGAGGCAGACCAGCAGCAGAGGCAGACCAGCAGCAGAGGCAGACCAGCAGCAGAGGCAGACCAGCAGCAGAGACAGGAGAGAUGGGGUUCAGGACCUCAUCAGGACCUCAUCAGGACCUCAUCAGGACCUCAUCAGGACCUCAUCAGAGCCUUAUCAGUCCCUCAUCAGUCCCUCAUCAGGACCUCAUCAGGACCUCAUCAGGACCUCAUCAGAGCCUUAUCAGUCCCUCAUCAGUCCCUCAUCAGGACCUCAUCAGGACCUCAUCAGGACCUCAUCAGGACCUCAUCAGGACCUCAUCAGGACCUCAUCAGAGCCUUAUCAGUCCCUCAUCAGUCCCUCAUCAGGACCUCAUCAGGACCUCAUCAGGACCUCAUCAGAGCCUUAUCAGUCCCUCAUCAGUCCCUCAUCAGGACCUCAUCAGGACCUCAUCAGGACCUCAUCAGGACCUCAUCAGGACCUCAUCAGGACCUCAUCAGAGCCUUAUCAGUCCCUCAUCAGUCCCUCAUCAGGACCUCAUCAGAGCCUUAUCAGUCCCUCAUCAGGACCUCAUCAGGACCUCAUCAGGACCUCAUCAGUCCCUCAUCAGGACCUCAUUAGGACCUCAUCAGGACCUCAUCAGUCCCUCAUCAGGACCUCAUCAGGACCUCAUCAGGACCUCAUCAGUCCCUCAUCAGGACCUCAUCAGUCCCUCAUCAGGACCUCAUCAGGACCUCACCAGGACCUCAUCAGUCCCUCAUCAGGACCUCAUCAGGACCUCAUCAGUCCCUCAUCAGGACCUCAUCAGUCCCUCAUCAGGACCUCAUCAGGACCUCAUCAGUCCCUCAUCAGGACCUCAUCAGGACCUCAUCAGUCCCUCAUCAGGACCUCAUCAGGACCUCAUUAG
Knipowitschia caucasica is the source of this 984-nucleotide messenger RNA. The record is from the annotation of a GenBank genome assembly. Lineage: Eukaryota; Metazoa; Chordata; Actinopteri; Gobiiformes; Gobiidae.